This is a messenger RNA of Adineta ricciae, 624 nucleotides long. The record is from the annotation of a GenBank genome assembly. Lineage: Eukaryota; Metazoa; Rotifera; Eurotatoria; Adinetida; Adinetidae.
AUGGGUGACGACAUUUUAUCGUACAAUGGGGGUGUCGCUCUAGCAAUGAAAGGCAAAGAGUGCAUAGCAAUUGCUUGUGAUAAACGUUAUGGUGUACAGAAUCGAACCAUUGCGACGAAUUUCACAAAGAUAUUUCAAUAUAGUGAUCACUGCUUUGUUUCAUUUUGUGGUUUGGCGACUGAUGUUCAAACGGUCUCGGAACGAUUGAAAUUCCGUACGAAUUUAUAUGAAUUACGCGAACAAAGAAAACUAAAACCCAAUGUUCUGUAUAACAUGUUGACAAAUCUUCUCUACGAAAGACGAUUUGGACCUUAUUUUGUGUUUGCACUCGUCGUCGGUCUGGACCCCAAGACGGGCGAAACAUUCAUUUAUGAUUCCGAUAAUAUCGGAGCUGUAAGUGAUAAUGUUAAUCUAGCCACAGUAGGAACAGCUAGUGAAUAUAUCUUUGGUCUCGGCGAACUUUUCUUCAAACCAAACAUGAAUGCUGAUGAAUUAUUCGAAGCCACAUCGCAAGCUUUAUUGAAUGGAGUUGAUCGCGAUUCAGCCAGUGGUUGGGGUGCAGUUGUCUAUGUCAUUGAAAAAGAUAAGAUCACUGUGCGCGAACUAAAAGGUCGCCAGGACUGA